Messenger RNA from Prorocentrum cordatum, 1869 nucleotides. Lineage: Eukaryota; Dinophyceae; Prorocentrales; Prorocentraceae. The record is from the annotation of a GenBank genome assembly.
GUCAUGAAGACCCAGACGGUGCCGACGUGGAACGGCGGCGCCGGUACAUGGGAGAAGUACCAGCAGGACGUGAUGAACUACGUGGACGGCACGAAGUGGGAGGACAGGUACCUGUGCGGCCCCAGGUUGGUCGCUCGACUGACCGGUGCAGCGGCGACGGCCUGCAUCGGCCGGCCUCGCGGGUGGUUGUCCAACAGCUGGGGUGCCGACUACCUGCUGGAGUACUUACAGAAGAACGUGAUGCGACAGCCGGUCGAAGACGUCGGGCACUACAUGGAGGAGUAUUUCGUGAAGCUUCGCCGUCGGCGCGGCGAGGGCAUGGCCGAGUACUGCUUGCGAGUGCACGAGAGCUACCAGCGUCUUCGAGUGGCUCUGGCGAGAAUGGUCAGGAAGGACGCUAAGGAUCAGAUCAUGCCGGACACCCCGAACACCCAGGGGAUGCCUCUUGGCACCGCGUCGAGAAUGGAGAGGGCAUUCUCGAGGGCGAUGAGGAGGCACCUGAAGUGCAGGACUGGCAAGUUCCCGAAACUCAGCGGUGGCAAGGACGUCAGGCGUGGCAAGGCCAAGGCGGAUGGCAAGACGGGUGGCCUGGACGGCGGCGAGAUAGCAGCGGUGAUCGGCUCAUGUCGGGGCGAUUUCACGGCCGACAACGUUGAGAGCGCUCUCAGGACACAGUGGCCCAGCGACGAGAACCUGAAGGACAGGGACUACCGCAAGUCGAAGUUCAUUCGGCAGCAGGUGGCGGCAGCGGCGUUCUACGGGGACGAUGCUCAGACCUGGAGCGACAGCGACGAAAGGGACAGUGCGCUGGCGGCAGCGUCGACUACGGAAGGCGAGGAAGAAGGCGUCGACGACGAGGCCUACGCGACGGCGAUCACCGAGGAGGAGGAAGCUUACGCACAGUUCCAGGCGAGCCAGAAGCGGCUCCAGGACGCGCGGCAGCAGAUCAACAGGCAUCGCACGGGCAGGAAGUUCUUCGGCUCCGGAGGGGGCCAGCGAAGUGACGGACGUCAGGGGCCAUGCCUGAAGUGCGGAGGUGCUCAUCGCACCGGGAGCUGCCCGGACAAGGCGGACCCCAAGUUGGGCCAGGGCCGACCAGCACCGGGCCGAGGCGGCGGCGACGGCGGCGGCAGGCUCCAGGGCCUCAUUUUGAUGGUGGAGUCCGACGCCAGCGUAGAUAGCCAGACCGUGCUGGAGGCGGAAGAGCUCGGAAACACGGUGGACUUCGACGACCCCGAGAUCAGGAUGUCGUACAUCGUCGAGAGGACCACGGAGACCGGGCACGGGAUCAUGGACUGCGGCGCCACGAAGACAAUUGGCGGCAUCGAGGCGGUGGAGACUCUCAACGAGAUCUUGAUCUCUCGAGGACACCCGCCGAUGGAGGUGAACCUGCAGGAUCGGCCCGUCUACAAGUUCGGCAACGGGGAGGUCAAGCGUGUCUUGUGCCGGGUCAAGUUUACCCUUUUGGUGCAGGGGACGUAUGUGUCGUUUUUCGUGCACGCGAUCGACGCCAAGGGGAUUCCCAUUCUCGUGUCGAUCGAGACUCUGAACAACUUGGGGGCCAUCGUGGAUUUCGAGGCGGCCUGUGGCAUUUUCAAAAGGGUCGACCCGUCCAAGAUGAUAUCCUUCCCCAGGUCCCGUACUGGCCACCUACUGAUUGACCUGACGUGCGACCUGCUCGGUGGGACGAACAUCGAGAGACCAGCAGACUGCAUCCUGAGCACAUACGGGCUCCACGGGGACAUCAAGUUCCUCACUGGGGCCUUGCAGGGCCUCACAGAGUACCUCUACGGGAUCUCCAAGGGCGCCUACGGGUCCACCGAGCACCACUACGGGAUCUCACAGAGCCUCUACGGGGUCCCAGAGUAG